UGGGAACUGUGGAAAUGAGAUGAAGUGAGGUUCAUCGCAUCAGCUGACCGAAAUUCUGACGCUUACCUCAUGAAGCUGGGCUUACACGAGAUCUAAUGGGUCGAUAGCAUAACCGACAACCGAGCUCAGUUUGUUGUCGCCUGGUUUCGCAUAUCAAUAUCGGACGUCCAGGUGAGCGAGUCAUUGCACACGUUCUCAGCCAACGAACGCCGAGAUGCUGUUGAGGCUCGUCCCCAGGGGCAGGGUCGGGUUGUUCCCCGGAAUCUCUCCACCGUCAUCUCAACGGGCAUUCCUUGCUUUGAAGGGAUCGACGACAACUUACACACCCAACCUCAAACACCAAGUUCAAAUCCAAUAUAGCACUUUCCGAGACAACAGAAGAAAUGUGGACGGCAUCACCGAUCCCGAAAAGGCUCUCCCAAGGACAGUCAAAUGUCUUUCGGUCGCCAUAAACCCCGAAGCCUGGGAUGACUUUCUUUCCGGAAGCCCGGGAGAAAUAUACAAGAAGCGAAUGAAUCCACGAAACCCACGUGUCUUCAUCAGCCCCGCUAUACGCCAUUUCUACCAAAGCAUCCUCUCCCAUGGACCAGAGGUUCGAGCGGACUGCCUAGUCAUUCUUGCUUCCUUGCGUUACUUCCAGGAAGUACAGUGCGCUCAUACAUUUCUGUUCAACACGGUAAAUGAACUCUUUCCGCGCACAGAAGUGGGGCCCUUGAAGGACUCCGAGGUACUCAAAGACAGGCUGAACGUCGUCACUGCCGUAGUAGACAAGAUCCCGUUAUGGCAAGUGCCUGGCUAUGCUCCCAACGCCACCCUGGCUUCAGAAGGGUUCAGUAUCAUCUGCGGACAGAGCGAACAUCUUUUGCCUGGCCUGUGGGACAACUCGGACUUCUCAUGGAGCAACAUGAGGAACGAAACAGACCCUCUCUUCCUCGAGCGAAUGUACCGUCGUCUCAAAGUUGCUCCCAAAGGAAACGCCAAUGUUGAAAAGCCGAUGCCCUAUUCCUCUGGACCACCUCCCGUCCUCGAGUUUCGCAUCAAUCCCCUGCGCGAUGACAAUCGGCCUGUACAAGUCGCUCUGCCGCUCGCCAACACCAGUUAUGCUACUUCUACCGCAGCCCAACAACGUGGUACGACACCCCACGUAUUAGAGGUUUCGGCUUGGGCGCGGUCGCCGGAGAAGCAGAAGCUGCGUCCCAUACACGUCGAGGCAAACACCCGGACUCAUGUCACCAUCCAAACGACAUCCUUGAAGCAGCCCUGGCCAAGUGAGCUUUGGUUCCAACUCCUGCCCAUCACAUAUCCGCGCAAGAUCGUCAGCGGUUUGGGAAACAUCCUCAAGCAGGUUGAAAUUGACGGCGAGAGCGCCCCGGCUAGCAAGGAGCUCGAGGAUGUGAUUCCGAAACUGCUUUCCAUGAGAGCCAGCAGUCACAGACCACUUAAGCACACGUCUGAUAGCCACUUUGUCAAGGUCUGGGCUCUCGUUAUCCCGGAUGAAGUGUACCAGAAAUAUGCAAACUUUCAGCCUCCUCUGGAUCUCGCCAUGCAGUUGCCAUCUCCUUUCGAUUUCGAACAGGCCAGUACUGCGGACGAAAAGAGAUUAGCUGGAAGGUGUAGUAAGGCUCUACAGGGCCUAUUGGUAGCCGGAUGUCAUCUCCGGGAAAUCCUAAGCGGGGGCGGAGGCUGGGGCGCUAAACAAGGUCUCCUCUCUCUUGACCCUCAGGAUCGAGACCAUUACCGUAAAACCCCCACGACCAGCAGCAGCAAAGACCGCGAGAACAACGAAGCUGAGGAAGAAGACGACGGCGACGACAUGGAAGGCCUCGAGCGUUUCCUCCGCACCCUCCGCGGGGAGCAAAACGUGGGCGACAUUGCCUCACCAGGUUCCUGGGUCCAGUUCUUCGUCGCGCCCGCCCACCUCGAGCGGCUGCCUUGGGAUGCGUCCAAGAGUGUCGUCAAUACUCGCAGGCCGGCAGAAAAGUUGACUUUGGGCCUCACGGAUGCGGUCGAGGAGUAUACCCCUACAUGGGAUCCAGACUUCACGGAGAACAAGGACAGCAACAGGUACAAGUACCUCUGGCGGGAUCCAAACGGCGUGGAGAUUUUUACGUACCAGUUUGGUGCGCUUGCGAAUGGGAGCCUGUGGCUGGACUUGAAGAAGCCAAGCGAGUUGACGGCGACUACGGAAAACAGCACAACGGAAAACAGCACGAAUGAUACCAAUAACAAUGGACAAGAAGAAAAGGAUCUGUGGAAAGAUUUGGAGACCGAUUCGGAGAGAAAGAUUACGGUUCCAGAAUUCAAUCUUCGAGCGGACAUUGACAACCCGCUGUACGUGGCGAAGGUGAAAGAACCUGGUGAGGACGAGCAACAGCGACGAAAACAACCGAGGGAGGAAGUACAGUUGUUUGACAAGAUAAGAAAGAUCCCGACGGGGAGGCGAAGACUGGGGAUUUAGGCACGAGUAAGAUGUAUAAGUAACAGGACUCCUACUGGAGGUGCCAAGAUUGAUGUCGAUUAGGGUAGACAUGGGCUUCUUUAGAUAGUCGCAAGACGAGAGCAUUACACAUGGUUGCCUCCAGAAUGAUGGC
Neurospora crassa OR74A is the source of this 2591-nucleotide messenger RNA. RefSeq lists its product as hypothetical. The record is from RefSeq and is a predicted model, not a curated record. The coding region runs from base 215 to 2458 and encodes 747 amino acids. NCBI's taxonomy places the organism in Eukaryota, Fungi, Ascomycota, Sordariomycetes, Sordariales, Sordariaceae. The transcript is spliced from 3 exons.